Molecule: messenger RNA, 2213 nt
Organism: Melospiza georgiana
Lineage: Eukaryota; Metazoa; Chordata; Aves; Passeriformes; Passerellidae
Gene: S1PR3
Product: sphingosine-1-phosphate receptor 3
Exons: 2
Coding region: 242-1387 (381 amino acids)
Biological process (GO): G protein-coupled receptor signaling pathway
Cellular component (GO): membrane
Molecular function (GO): sphingosine-1-phosphate receptor activity
Source: RefSeq, a predicted model, not a curated record
CAGGCGGCGAGGUCGGAUGCGGCGGCCUUGGAGCGCCGAGGGACGCGGGGUCGCUGCAGAGCCUGGUUUGAGAGCCACUCUCCCGAGUUAAUAUGCGAGGUGUGCUGGAGGUGAGGAUACACAACGCCUGCCCAGAGGAGCACUGGGAGGAACGUGGCUUGAUCUCCCUCUUGUGGAAAAUUAUUGGAACUAUAUUCUUGUGAUACUCAAGAAAAAAAAUCCAGCAUCCAUCAGGAAAUAAAUGAUGGCAGCAGUUACCAUGCCACCUGAUGCUCUUGUCAGCCCUCAAGGAAAUGAAGAGGUAGACUCUCUUAUUGUACUGCAUUAUAAUUACACAGGAAAGCUUAUUUUAAGGGAAAAGGCAACUGAUAAAAUAGACCUGCCCACCAUUUCAUUUCUGAUCCUAUGUAGUUUCAUAGUCCUGGAAAACUUGAUGGUGUUGAUUGCCAUAUGGAAAAACAAUAAAUUUCACAACCGCAUGUACUUUUUUAUUGGCAAUCUAGCUCUCUGUGAUCUUUUAGCUGGGAUUGUUUACAAAGUAAACAUUCUUAUGUCUGGGAAGAAAACUCUGAGCUUGUCCUCUACAAUCUGGUUCAUUAGGGAAGGUAGCAUGUUUGUUGCCCUGGGAGCUUCCACUUUCAGCUUGCUAGCGAUAGCUAUUGAGCGGCACUUGACCAUGAUCAAAAUGAGGCCUUACGAUGCAAAUAAAAAAUACAGGGUGUUCCUUCUCAUUGGUACAUGCUGGCUUAUUUCAAUUUCCUUGGGUGCCCUCCCCAUUCUCGGCUGGAACUGUAUAAACAAUUUACCAGAUUGCUCAACAAUUUUGCCUCUGUACUCCAAAAAUUAUGUUGUGUUCUGCAUUAGUAUCUUCAUAGCCAUUUUGGUCGCCAUUGUCAUCCUCUAUGCCCGCAUCUACAUACUGGUAAAGUCCAGCAGUCGUAAUGUCACCAACCACAAUAACUCGGAGCGGUCCAUGGCACUCCUUAGGACUGUUGUGAUCGUUGUUAGUGUCUUCAUUGCGUGCUGGUCUCCACUGUUCAUCCUCUUCCUCAUCGAUGUGGCCUGCAGAGUCAAGGAGUGCUCCAUCUUGUACAAAGCGCACUGGUUUAUUGCUCUGGCAGUCAUCAAUUCUGCAAUGAACCCCAUCAUCUACACCCUGGCCAGUAAGGAGAUGCGUCGGGCUUUCUUUCGCCUUGUGUGUGGCUGCCUGGUGAAAUCCAAGGUGGCCAGAUCUUUGCCUAUUCAACCCACUCCAGAUCACAGUCGAAGUAAAUCCAGCAGCAGCAAUACCCAGAAGCCAAAAGAAGAUUUCCCACCGAUAAAUAUUCCCUCAUGUAUUGCUGAGAAAAAUGAAUCUUCAUUUCACAAUGGAAACUUCUGUAAGUAAGGGACUACUCAAGACAAGUACUUUUCUGUGUUUUUAGGUUUAAACUACAGGUGUAGUUUAAAUAUUCAUGCACUUCAGUCACAGGGGAAAACACUAACCAUUUAUUUAACUUUGAGAACUUAUUUAUCAACAAUCAUUUGCUUUGGGUGUUCAUUCAGUAACACACCUGAUUCAGAAAAAGCCUUUCAUGCUACCCAGCGGUCAAGACAGAGUCCAUGCACAGCUAAGAUCAUCAAGUGCCACAAUGGCAUUGCAUGCUAAUGCUUCAUUUGGCACCUUGUGGUCUUGCAAGACAUCAUUAAAACCUGUUAGAAACUUCAGCAUUCAACUAAAGACUGCUGACAAUUGUAACAUGAGCCCAGUUAUUGCCAGCUGGGAGAAGAAUUCAUUGCAUAAGUUGGUGAUUAUAGUUCUCUAUAUGUAUCUUGCUGUUGUGUUAAUGGCCUUAUAAGUAUGUGGUAUAAAUAGCUGUAUAUUUGUACAAUUUCUUAUUAAAAAGUCAUUGAUUGGUAAAAGUUUACAACAUGCUAAACAUUGUAUUGCAGUAUACAGUGUGACUAAUAGUACAAAUAGAUGCGUUUCAAUGGGGAUAUUUAAAAUGAAGUAGUAGCUUUUAACUGUCAGAAACUUUAACAAGUCAUAUCAAUGCAGUAUUUUUAUUUUUUCCGUUGUUAUUCUAACUUUUUGUGUUUAGUGAAGGACUACAUGGCAGUUGACACUAUGGCAUUUCACAACAUAUUUUAAGUAAGCAGUAGUAAACCGUUGAGAGAGGAUAUAUAUUUGCUAUUUAAAGUAGAUAAAAUGUGAUCCCUCAAUACAUGUGUAA